Molecule: messenger RNA, 5275 nt
Organism: Symbiodinium pilosum
Lineage: Eukaryota; Dinophyceae; Suessiales; Symbiodiniaceae
Source: the annotation of a GenBank genome assembly
GUGGAUGCUUGGACCAAGGUCACGAGGCUCCCGGAGGAGCAGCGGGCAUUGGUGCUGCACCAACACCUCCAAGGAAGGGCGUGGAUCGAGGCCGAAGAGCUGGACGUGGAGACUUUGGAAAUAGAAGUCAGCAAGAUUGCUGAAGCCUUGACGCAGUUUUUCAAGCGGCUGAAGAGGCAGCCUGGACAGACCGUCCGUGAGUUCAACUCUGCCUUUGAUCGGGCCCACACUCGACUUCUCGAGAUCGAAUGCCGUCUGCCCGAAGUUGCCAAAGCCUGGGCCUACUUGAACGCACUGAGCCUUUCGAGUAGUGAGGAGCUUUCUUUGUUAGCCAGCGUGAACAACGAGCACAACACCGCUAGACUCCAGAGGGCUGCCACAUUGCAUGAAAAGAGUCUCCGGGCACCCUGGGGAUUCCGUAAGCCCAACUUCUCUGGAGACACUCGCGGACGUGCCAAGGGAGUUUUCCACACCGACCUAGAAGACAUCGACGAGGACGGCUUCGACUUCGAAGAGGACGGCAUUCCUGAAGAGCUUGCUGCAGAGUUGCACGAGGCUUAUGUCGCUCAUGAAAAUGCGCGGGCCAAGAUUAAGGACGCCUCUCGUGGCAAGACCUUCGAGACCGAUAAAGGGCUCCCUGGAACCUCUGCAGAACGGCUCGCUUUGGCUAAGUCUCGGAGCUUUUGUGCAGGAUGUAAGCGUCGAGGGCAUUGGCAUCGUGACCCCGAGUGUCCGCUUAAUCAAGGUCAGAAGAGCGCCCACGAGAACAACGCGAGCAAAGGUGGCCCUAAGGACCUCGGCAACCCUAGUGGUUCUCCUGGACGAAUUGCUGAUGGACGAGGAGCCCGUGAAGCCUAUGUGGUUCAUGUUGCCUACGAGCUCGGCGAUGCUAAUGUAAGUGAAGGACUCCUGGCUAUCACCGACUGCGCCUGCAGUAAGACUGUUGCCGGACAGCCCUGGCUGGAGGCAUACCUUGUCGCAGCCCGGCAAGCUGGUUUGGAUCCCCAACUGGAGCCUUGCGAGGAAGAGUUCAGGUUUGGAGCAAGCCGGGUCUUCAAGGCGACAUAUGGGGCCACAAUCUACUUGGACAUUGCCGGAAAGCACAUAGCUGUCAGGGCCUCAAUCGUGAACGGGGAGGUUCCUUUGUUGCUCAGUCGCAAGGUGUUGGCCAAUCUCGGCAUGAUCUACGACAUCGCCGGACACAGGGCCUCCUUCGAAAAGCUGAGCAUCCAGGACUACAAGCUCCGGUUCACUCAGACAGGUCAUCCUGCUUUGCCUGUACAGCCAAGCUUUCCGCCAGGUUUUAGACCUUUGGCUCCAAAAAGGUGGGAAGACCCUGAGCUCUUGAUCAUCACUCAAGCGCAGGCGCAAUACACGGCCUUCAUGACCUUUGUGAGCGGUAGUUGCAAGCAUGGGGAUGGCAUUGAAGUUCCGGAACGCCAGCAGACAGCGAAGGCAUCCUCAAAGGUGUUCGGUAGCUCUGUAGAGAAGCCCAAGACAAUGUUCUUCCCCAAGAAGGUCGGUGAGGUGGUUAGCAAUGUUCUUACUCAGGAGAGGCUCUGUAGCUCUUUGUUUUGCAAGUGGUGGGCCAAGACUGGAAUCAGCAAUGACUUCUGGAUUGAGACCCCCGAGUACGUAGCACAUGGGCCAUUUUAUGCAGCAAUCACAAAGCCGUACCUUCUGUGCACGAUGUUUGGAGAGAUCCCGGCGCCAACCUUGACCCCGUCGAUGCUUUAUGGAUCGGGAGAAGUGUCUUUCCGCGUAAAGCCCCUAUCCCCUCUCCUUUGUCUCAGCUGCUGUCCGAUGACCUCCAAGGGUCCGAACGUAUGGCACAUGACGAAGAAGGAGUUGAUGACCUAUGCGGACGCCCUCGACAUCACCUACCACGAGAGUUGGACUCGCGAAGAAAUCCGGGCGAUAAUCCAGGAGUACAAGGAGGCCAAGGGCACAUCCAAGGUGCCGAAAGGCCUGGCGUCGAUGACUUUGGCAGAGUUGCAGCAGAAGGCCUCAGAGUUGUGCAUCCAGUAUCCAGCCAAAGCUUCGAAAGGAGAUCGUGAGUUCUGGCCGGUACAAAAAUUCCAUGUGCCGCGGCUCCCAGAAGAUUAUCUGUCCUGGGCGAUUCGAGAGACCCAAGCCAACGACAACUCCUCGGACGACCUCCGUCGCCUCGCCAAGUGGGCGGAGACUCGGGAGAAGCAGAAGCGGUACACGACCAACGACCCCGAAGUGGGGGCGAAGAUCCCCUAUAUGCCUUCGUGGGCGAGCUCUUCCGGAACUCCCUCGUCCUGGCUCAUGGCGGAGCAGAUGCCAGUGACACCUCCGAGAUCCACGGGAACAAGGAGCAGGAAGGCUUCACCGAAGAGUACCGGAUCGCGACGUCCCCAGGAGACCGAGCACGCCGAGGUGGAGAAGAUGGAGCAGGACGCGCCGGAGAGUGUGGUUCAGGAAGUCCAGGCGCUGCAGGCCCGGCUGGAGGACGAGAUCUUCUUUGACUGCUUUGAGGGCGGAGAGGAGAUGCUGGCAGAGGCUCAGAUCGAAGCUCGGGCCAGGGAGCUUCGAAAAGCAAAGGAUUUUUCUUGGCAAAGCUGCGAAGAGCUUUUGCGACAGUUUUGCCCCCACGGAGCUGGGAAGCGUUGCCGCGAAGCUCACUGGAAAGAGGAUGCCAGAGUCACUGCCGGUGCCUAUGCCCAUGGCGGCUUCUAUGGUGUGGUUGGCAUCACCUAUAAGUACCCCGAAACUAUAAGGUACGUGAAUGCGGGUGUUCAAGGGAGUUGGACUGCUUUGUCGAUGGGAUGGAAUGGUCGGAGCUCCCUGCACCGAGAUGCACACAACGCCCGAGACCGUUGCAACUUCUCCUUGACCCUUGGCGACUUCCAAGGCGGUAGACUGUGGAUAGAGGAUAGCUCUCGCCAUGUUCUACAAGGAAAAAAUGAAGCCCACAAGGUCCCCUACUCCCUUGAGCUCCCCAACGGCGACUCCGUAGAUGGUGGCUGGUACGACACCUUCCAAACCCCAACUACUUUUCCAGGUCAUCUACGACAUCUGGUUGAGGACUGGACCGGAGAUCGCUUCGUGAUCACCGCCUACACGCCUCGAGGACGUGAUCAGUUGAGCUUGAAUGAGAGGGACUCCCUUAGGUCUUUUGGUUUUCCUGUUGGGCAUGUUGAAGUUCGUGGUGAAGUCCCUCUUUCCGUUGCUGACCGUGAAGCAGUCAUGAGACCCAAGAAAAGUGUUCGCAAGCGUUUGUGGAAGCAAGCUAUGCAAGCCAGUGUCAUGUUGACUAUGUCUAUGGCUGUCGCGUCUUCAUACUUUGGGGAGCUGUUUGGCAAGAAUGUUUGCGAUGGCCCUGCAAUCCUUGAAGUCGGUGGUUUCGACAUGACGAGCAGGGUUGCUGACUGGGGUCGCGAUGUCGUAGAGCCGAUUGAGCAUGCCAUGUUCUUUGGUGAAGGAGGUGAAGAGUUUGUUUCCAACCUUACCUCCUCCUUGGCUCCCCAGGUUCUUUGGAUCCACACGGCAGCCGACUACUCUGACUUCGCAGUCAAGGCUGGGAAAGUCAUUCACAAGCAGCUCGAGCAAGGGGGUGUUGCGGUUCUCGCGGGUGACCUAGAAGGGGCAAGCUGGGAUAUAGCAGAUAUCCAAAGUGAGUUUUCCGGGUACAACUUGAAGUUCAGCACCAAUGAGAAUGGGCAAGAGGUUACUUUCAGACCUCCUGGUAGCAGCAAGUCUUGUGCAGUCGACCAAGAAGCGUUUGUGCAAGAUGUGGUUGCUCCAGAAGGGCAACGAGAAGCCCCUGGCCCUCGAGGUGCAAGUGCCAUAAGCUUUGAUCCCGGAGUUCCACAACACAUAGCUGCAGCUCUAGCCCGCAUGCACCAAAAUUUGGGCCACCCGGAGAACCGAGACUUGACACGGCACCUCCGAUACGCAGGCGCCGACCAAAAUGUGCUCAAGGCUUCAAAAUCUCUCCGCUGCCAGACUUGUGAUCGGUGCAAAACUCCGAGACCUGCAACUCUGCCUUCCCUGCUUGACUUUAACCAGGUGGUUAGCUUGGAUGUGUUCCACAUCUUUGACAGCGAGCGAGUGCGACAUGAGCUCCUCUCCGUGAUAGACCAUUCCACCACCUACCACCUGGUUAAGAAAAUCCCGGGACACAGCAGCGCAGACUUCGAGGCCGGGUUUGUCGAUCUUUGGGGUCGGACUUUCGGCCCUCCCAAGACUAUCUUUGCGGACUUGGAAACAGGACUCCAGGCCGGCCUCAGCAGAUAUGCCGAGUUCUGCGGCUCGCACUUACGAGCCGCUGCAGGGCAAGCCCACUGGCAGGUGGGAACAAUAGAGAGACACGGGCGGUGGUUUCAAGAGAUGUUGCAGAAAGUUGUGGAUGAGCAUUCGGUGACGGGUGCUGAUCUGGAGUUGGCCGUGGCGGCGACUUGUGGAGCNNGAGUUACAUACCCUGAAAAGUUGGACGGUGGCCGCGAUGAUGAGCUUUUCCUGAAAAUACUGUCCAGCGACCGGCAGCGGCAGCGCGAGGUAGCACUUCGCACAGCCGCGCGAGUGGCGUUUUUCCAGACGCGGCAGGACAGCAAGUUCAGAAGGGCCUUGAUUCAACGAGCACGAGUCCAUCGAGGCGGCUAUGCCAAGGGCGAGUUCGUGUGUUUUUAUAGAAUCGAGAAACGGGGGACCAAGAACGGCCGCUGGAGGGGCCCAGGUGUUGAAGGUGGGAACUAUUGGGUGAGCUUCGGCGGGAGAUGCCAGCUGGUUGCUGCUGAGCAUCUCCGUGAGGCCUCUAGUGAAGAGAUCAACGACUCGUUCAGCAACAGGGUAGCGCGUGCAGACCUUGAGAAGCUGUUGAGUGUGGACCAGGACGACCCCAACAACUAUGCGGACGAGAACGUUGACCUUGACGAGGAGGAGGACGUUGAUCUCGAGUUCGACUUCACGGACGUGGAGAUGGAGCCUCCUCCCGAACCUGACGCAGACGGCCGAGGACUUCCACGGCAAGCAGAAGGAGCCGACCUUCCACCUCCUCCUGUUCCAAAGCGAGUCCGGAGAAAAGGGCCAGGCGAGGGCGCACAGUCUGCAAUGAUGCUCAAGAAGUGCCUCACUGAAAGGUCCAGAGAGAAGCAACGAGAGAAGGAGCUGCCCUGGCACUGCAUUCCUCCAGAACUUCAUCAAGCCUUCAAGCAGGCCGAGAGCAAGCAGAUCACGGAGCACUACGACCACUCCGCCUUGACACCGCUCACGGCUGCCGAGAGUGACGUCAUUCGGGCUACCAUCCCGA